AUGCUAUUCUUGAAAUUUUCUAUUUUCGGUGUAAAAGACGAUUCUAUUUGUUUGGCAACAAUUGUUGGCGUUCAUUCAGUUUGGAUUUGCUUGCGGCUCGACGGUGAAGAUGGCAGCAAUGAUUUUUGGCGAUUAUGUGAUGAUAUUUCAGUGAGACCUGUUGGGUUUGUGUUUAAUUUUUUUUAUAAAGAAUAUCCAUUCAUAAAAUUUCCAAAAAUCCUUUCUGAUGCGAUUUGUUUAAUAUCGCCAAUUUAUCGUCCUCAAAGCAAUAAAUUCCAAGUUGGUAUGAAAUGCGAAGCAAUUGAUCAUCGAAAUUUUAACGGCAGACCUUGUCCUGCCACCAUUGUGGAAGUUAACGGUGAUUUUAUUACUGUUAAUUAUGACGGAUGGAAUUCAUCCUAUGAUUCAAAGGAACGAUUUGAUAGCAGGCAUAUUUUCCCCGUUGGUUGGGCUGAAAAAUGUGGUAUCCCAUUACAACCACCUAAACAAAUACAUGGUUCGUUCCUUCACUAUUUGUUUUUUUAG
Messenger RNA from Dracunculus medinensis (Guinea worm), 525 nucleotides. Lineage: Eukaryota; Metazoa; Nematoda; Chromadorea; Rhabditida; Dracunculidae. The record is from the annotation of a GenBank genome assembly.